AAACUGUAUAAUGUAUAAUGACCUCUCUAAUCUCUGCCAAAAACUGAUCUUCUUCCAGUGGAUUCUGGUUCUUGAUCAUUGAGGAGAUCUUCUUGAACUUUAUCCAAUUCUUCAAAUUUACAGUUACCCAGUGGUUGAACUGUUUUGAUUACACCAGUAAAGUUCCCUGAAACUAUGAGUACUGGUCCAACAAAAUCCACGCCAAAUGGCUUUGAGAAUUCUUUGAGACCGGAAGAAGAACAGAACAAGAUUGAUGAGAUGAGAAAGUUGAUUGGGCCGCUUUCAGGUAAGUUGGCCCUUUAUUGUUCUGAUGCAUCCAUUUCAAGAUAUUUAGCAGCUCAAAGCUGGAAUGUGAAGAAGGCAGCUAACAUGCUUAAAGCAUCCCUGAAGUGGAGACUGGAUUUCAUGCCUGAAGAAAUUCGCUGGGAUGAUGUGGCUAGUGAAGCAGAAACAGGCAAAAUUUAUAGGUCAAACUAUAAAGACAAGCAUGGCAGGCCAGUUCUUGUCAUGAGACCUCGUUGCCAGAACACUAAGUCUGUAGAAGGACAGAUGAAGUAUUUAGUAUAUUGCAUGGAAAACGCAGUUGUAAAUCUCCCAGAAGACCAGGAACAGAUGAUCUGGUUGGUUGAUUUUCAUGGAUACACUCUGUCAAAUUUCUCAAUCAAGGUGACAAAAGAAACGGCUCAUAUUUUGCAAGACUAUUAUCCUGAAAGACUGGGGAUAGCUAUUUUAUAUGAUGCACCCAAAAUAUUUGAACCAUUUUGGAAGCUAGCAAAGCCUUUUUUGGACCCAAAGACUGUGAGCAAAAUCCAAUUUAUGUACUCAGAUGACCCCAACAGCAAGAAAAUGAUGGAAGAACUGUUUGACAUGAGUCUGGUGGAGUCUGCAUUUGGCGGAGAUGAUAAGGCUGAUUUUGAUGUCAAUAAAUAUGCUGAGAGGAUGAGAGAAGAUGAUAAAAAAUUGUCUGCUUUCUGGAAGAAAGACGAUAAUUCUGCAUCAAAUGCACAGCCAACUGUGACAGCUGAUCCCUCUUUAUUGCCAACAAAUUCUGAUUCUGAUUCUGAAGUCUUAGAUGAGAAAGUAGAGAAACCUUCUCUUGAUGUUGAUGAAGAGGAAUUAUCAAUUGAAGAAACUUUGCCUGGAACUGACAGUACAAAUGCGAAUGUUAAAGCAGUGUAACUAGAUGCUCUCACAACAUGGGCAAAUUAACCAUUUCUCCAAAUGGUUCAGAACUGAGCAGAGAACAUUUUGAUGUAAUGAGUGUGAUAUGCUAUAAAAUGAAUGUUGUGCCACUUUAUACUAGGUAGUUCUUUGGAUGUUUUGCAUAUACCAAUUCUUUUAACACAAGA
Messenger RNA from Solanum stenotomum, 1349 nucleotides. RefSeq lists its product as uncharacterized. Bases 175 to 1179 code for a protein of 334 amino acids. NCBI's taxonomy places the organism in Eukaryota, Viridiplantae, Streptophyta, Magnoliopsida, Solanales, Solanaceae. The transcript has 6 exons. Gene Ontology annotation, molecular function: phosphatidylinositol transfer activity. The record is from RefSeq and is a predicted model, not a curated record.